UAGUGUUGAGCAGUUCACAGAAAAACCGGAGACAGGUUGCAAUUCCAACGUCGAACGUAGGAUCGACCAUUUGUUGCAUCAUAUUGGUGAUAAAACUCUCCGCAGCAGAACUGAUGAAUCAAGUGAACGAUAACUGAAAGGGCAGUAAUUCAAUACACGAUUCAAUUUAGGUUUAUUUAGUUGGUUUAGUGCUGCUGACCGGUAGUGCACAAAAACAAGCUUUUUUCCUGUGUUUUGAAAAUUGACGUUGCUAAUCUAAUUGAAUGAAAAAUGACCGAACAGCUGAACUAGACCGUGUGCAAGUGAUUGUAAAAUUUGUUUGAAUUCGCUUAUAAAUUGGUGAAGUGAAUCUAGCUGACAGGGAGCGAAAAAACGGAAAAUGACUGUUGGCACUAUUCGCUACCGAGCAAAAUCUGCUCUGAUGGUGGCCUUUGCCGUUUGUUUCUGCUUAGAAUAUGUUAAAGGCGGUUGCCUUAGCUACGGUCACUCCUGCUGGGGAGGACAUGGCAAACGGUCCGGUCCACCUGGACGUGCAGUUGCAGUCCGAACCAUUCCGGCCCCGCCAGUUUCAUCGCCCGAUUUACUGUGGCCCAACAUCGAGCAAAGUGACCAAAUAGCAGCAGGGAAUAAUGGGGGUGCCUUCGAGAUACCAGCCGGCUCCGUUUACUACCAACCGAGGAUUAGAGCGUUCCGAUUUCGGCCGGAAGAUGUAAUGAACCUACCUGAAGUCGAUGUGGCAGAUGCAUCUUCAUUGGCCUCGGACGAAAAUUAUGCGGACAGAUCUACAAAAUCGACCAUUGAAGACACCGGAAGGGUCGUUGAAUCGGAGUUUCAAAAAAGCCCCAACAACCGAGAGGACCAUUUACGGUCGGAGCUACAGCGCCGCAAAGUGAUGACCGCUCUGCUGGCGACCGCAACUGGAACCGAACCGGGCGAUUUGGAUGAGAACAGCUACGAACGACUUUUUCUGAACCCCGGUGUCGGUGCCGGGCUGCGGGAACCUAAUCAUAACAAACUGCUGAAACUGUUGGGACUUAACGCCCAAGUACGGAAGUACGGUCGAAGCUCGUAAAGAGUUCGCGAGCUGGAUCAAGAUACUGACACAUGAUUUUUUUUGUUUUACACUUUCGAGUGGGUGGAAAGUUUAUAAUCGUUAUUGCUGUCGUAGAUUCAGUAACACAUCAUAUUAACAGUACGUGCCGAUGCCAGUGCUGCCCAUCGUUAGGCUGGAAGCUGGGCAGGACUCGCUUGCACGCCGAGACAUUUCUUCUAUUCAGGAUUUGGGAUGAUUCAGCGGAUGAUCUCAUCAUACUUCCUAACUUAUAACACACGAUUAUUGCUAUUCGAACAAACGUAAGGUUAAUGCAAUUUGUUGAUGAAAAAAAUUGAGCGCUUGUAUAUAGGCUUUUUUUAGUUGAUAAGAAUCUGAGCCUUCGUCGUCAUUUUUUUUAUUUGCCUUCGAAAUCCCUAUCGAAAAGAGGGGGCAAAGACCUAUGAUUGAAGUUAGGGAUAUGAUGUUGCAUAUCAUACGAACAACUCUAAGCCAGACUCUGGUAAUUUUCCUCUAUUGGUCCCGUAAGAGUAGUUGAAGAUUAAUUGAACUCAUGUGCUUCUGAUGCAUCAUCUUGAGAAGAAAAAAAAUGCUGCGUUGAAACAAGCAUCAUGACAAGGAUUUUAAUUAGGAUGUACUGCUGUUACCUCACUCAUAUCAUUUUCCAGGGCACAAUUUCCGAUAAUGCAACAGAUUGUACAUGCUACAGGGGUUAUCGGAAGACUACGAAUCGAUCGAAAAUUAUCUUCCAAUAACCGAACUUCUGUGAAAAUUGAUUGUCGUGAAAACUAACUGUCAAACAGUUAAUAAAAUUUUUAGUGUCUUUUUAUUAAACAAAUGAAAUAAUUUUGAAGAGUUUAUCGAAUGGAUUGAGGUACAGGUGCUAAUCGCCCUUAUUUUUUCGCUCGUAUUUCAUUCGUAUUCCCAAUAACGCUAGCAAAAUCAAAGGUAGCUAUGAUUCGAUCGAACCACAUUCGAUCGAAAAAUCAAUACGUCGUUAUUCAGAAUAAGGGCGAAUGUUUUUAAAACAUUAGAGCCACUUAAACCGACGACACGACCUGCCACUCGUCUAUCAAAACUGUAUCGUAAAUUUAACUACCCCUCAGUAACUGGAAAUGUCAAAUCGAAAACGCUAGUGAUUUUUUUUAAACUGGCAGCACAAGUUGAUAUAUUUAUUGAUUUUGAAUAACAGUCACCAUAACCAUGGUUACUGCCUAUCGAAGGCAAAAUGAAUGUAAACAAAAUAAAUUUCAGAUCGGUUAUUAUAUUACGGAACAUUUUAAUGGAUUUACCUGCCUCGAGCGUAAUGUAAAAAUUGAAGAGUAUGAGUUAUGUCUUUUAUAAAGCCAAGUUCAAAAUUCAGGUCUUAGGGACAUUGGGAUGCAUAAUUCACUGCUGACUUGAAACCGUUGUGUGAUAACAGCUCAGCGCAAACGAACGAGGAAGACAUGGAAAUGACCGACAACGAGCUGAGCGAGGCUAGUGCUCUGCGGUACCUGCAUAACGUACGGUAAAAUGAUUUCUUUGUGGAAUUCCACUAGUAAUCCUCGAAUAGUGGCCAACAAGGUGAAAUACUGUUUCCACUGCAAUCAAUCGACACAAAACAAUUUUGACACCGGCAUAUUAAACCGAAUCCUACUGCCCAGAAAAGCUAGCAGUUGAAGUGUACGGAUGAAUCGCUGGAAGCAGAUCAUUGUCCUCGUUCGUUGGUUUCAUCCAUAGUUUCGAUUAAAUUCCGAAAAUCGAGUUCAUUUAAAUGCAUUUCUGGUUAAUUUGGACAAAGUUUAACACUAAUAGAACCAGGCACGUACCCAGAGGGGGAGCCGAAGGGGCCCGGGCCCCUCCCGAAAUCGAAUUAAAGUAAUUUCCAUUUUGGGAUUUUUAACUUUUAUUUCCGGAAUCAGGAACAGAAAUGAAUUUUUUGGUUAUCAACUAACAAGAUGUGCUAAUUAGAAUAUUUUAUCAAUCAGUUUUAAAUAGCCCGCUUCUUUAUGCAAUCGAAUUUAUUUUCGAGGCUCAAAAGUCGGGUUUCACAGUGAUUACAAUCAAUGUCAAACUUAAAGGAAAUGGUACUGGAUGAUCAGAAAGUGCCAUUAUGAUUAGUACUGAGCAAACAUAUCAUAGUUUUAGCAACAUUCUGCGAAUGAAAAAGAUGUCCUGCCGCUGGAUGUUGCACUUGCAUACUCAGGAUGAAAAAGAUGAACGCGAGCACGCUUGAGAAGCAUGUUCGCCUAUGCUGAUAAUGAUGGUGUCGGUUGGUUACUGUUGACUUACUCCAUUAUUAUACGCCAGAGAACAGGACAUUACCGAUUUCGGUAAUAUAAGUAUAAGUGUGAAUUAUUGGAGCGAUUGAAAAUCGGUGUGAGCUCUGAGAAAUUUAUGUGAGUUCCGUUUCGAAGUUUUUGAAUGCUACUAAGAAAUUUUUUCUUUUGUUACAUCAUCACUCCCAAUUAGGAAUUUAAAUUUUAUACUCAUCACCCUGUAAAAUUUCAAAUAUAUUCAUGCAUAUAUUCCCCUGAAAAUCUCAAAUAUAUUAAAAAAUUUAAACUCGAAAAAAAGUACGCGAACUCCAAAUUUUUUUUAAAGAAUGAAGCACGGAAUUGGUAUAGCGAACAAAAAAAAAGAUCGCGGCAAUUUAAAAAAUCGGUAAAUUUUUACAAACGUCUACUAAAAACGUGAUUUUCAAAAGUCUACAAAAAAGUCUGCAACUGAAACAUGUCUACAGCUUAUUUUAUAAAUCUGCUGAUUUACAAACAAAUCUGCAGGCAUCUCUGAUCCAGACACGGAAGUUGACUCGAUGAAAUUAAAUAGGAUCACGUGGGAUUGUAAGGCACUUCAUUUGAAUAUAAAUUUGUUAAAAUCAGCUUGACCAUAUGUUCGACAAAUAACCAACAAAUUUUGCAAAACUAGAAGAGCUUACUGAAUAGUUUCGAAAUAUUUGUUCCUUCUUAUAUCGUGGCUUAUAAGAACACACCAUUGAAAUUGAAGGUUUUAAUACUCAUCACUCAGCUUUCCCAGAACUAGAAGUCGAAUUCGAACUAUGGGACUAGGACUAGAAGAAAUGUAAAAAUCGAUCCCUUCCCUUUGACACAUAGAAAUUUUUGCUUAAAUCUCUCAUUGUCCAAUCCGAAAUAAUGUACUCACAUUUCACUUAAAAUGCAACAUACUUGCACUCACUCUUUAAUAAAAAAUAAAACAAAAAAUACUAAAUGCACAAGAA
This is a messenger RNA of Malaya genurostris, 4271 nucleotides long. RefSeq lists its product as uncharacterized. The record is from RefSeq and is a predicted model, not a curated record. The transcript is spliced from 4 exons. NCBI's taxonomy places the organism in Eukaryota, Metazoa, Arthropoda, Insecta, Diptera, Culicidae. Bases 380 to 1072 code for a protein of 230 amino acids.